AUGUCGUCGUCAAUACUAUCGCCUUUACUACGUCGCCAAAGUUCCCAAUUGCUCCGUCCCAUAACCAGAGCUCGACGAGCAUUAUCUGCUUCGCCGGGGUUGGCGGACUACUACACACCGACACCCUUUGUCCACGAAUCCGUCGGUGGAGGAUGGCAUUCCUAUGAUAUAUUUUCACGCCUUCUCAAAGAGCGCAUCAUAACGCUCAACGGUCCUGUGCACGAUGGACUCUCCUCCGUUAUCGUAGCCCAGCUUCUUUUCCUUGAAGCUGAGAACCCAGAAAAGCCCAUAAACCUUUACAUCAACUCCCCGGGUGGCUCCGUCACCGCUGGGCUGGCAAUUUAUGACACAAUGAACUAUAUCCAGGCGCCCGUCAGUACAAUAUGCAUUGGACAGGCAGCCAGCAUGGGAAGUUUGUUGUUGGCGGGAGGAGCAAAGGGGAGGAGGUAUUGCCUACCACAUUCGAGCGUUAUGGUGCACCAGCCGAGUGGCGGGUAUGCGGGGCAGGCAACAGAUAUUGCGAUACAUGCAAAGGAGAUACUGAGGGUCAGAGAGAGGCUGAAUAUGAUCUACCAAAAGCAUCUAACGAAGCCGCAUACGCUUGAGGAGAUUGAGAAAAUCAUGGAGCGAGACCUGUUUAUGGGUGCUGAAGAAGCAAAGGAGAUGGGUAUAAUAGAUGAAAUCCUUGUAGCUCGGAAAAAGCCCGAAGAGCCAGAAACUCCCAGAUCUUCAUGA
Molecule: messenger RNA, 735 nt
Organism: Morchella sextelata
Lineage: Eukaryota; Fungi; Ascomycota; Pezizomycetes; Pezizales; Morchellaceae
Exons: 3
Coding region: 1-735 (244 amino acids)
Biological process (GO): protein quality control for misfolded or incompletely synthesized proteins
Cellular component (GO): endopeptidase Clp complex
Molecular function (GO): serine-type endopeptidase activity; ATPase binding; ATP-dependent peptidase activity
Source: RefSeq, a predicted model, not a curated record